Acipenser ruthenus (sterlet) is the source of this 3543-nucleotide messenger RNA. Its product is annotated as condensin complex subunit 2-like. Gene Ontology annotation, biological process: mitotic chromosome condensation. Gene Ontology annotation, molecular function: chromatin binding. The transcript has 18 exons. Gene Ontology annotation, cellular component: condensin complex. NCBI's taxonomy places the organism in Eukaryota, Metazoa, Chordata, Actinopteri, Acipenseriformes, Acipenseridae. Bases 254 to 2395 code for a protein of 713 amino acids. The record is from RefSeq and is a predicted model, not a curated record.
UUCGAUUCGCGACGUCACCUGCGCGGCGUCGAGCUGACGUGCGCGUGCGCGUGCGCAGACGUAUCGGCGCGAAAAUUUAAAAACAGUGAAGCCAGUGGCCGGCAAAAGAGAUCUUAAAUAAAGCAGUAUGUUUAUAUUUAAACGCGCUCCUUAUUAAUUGUUGUUGUAUAUUGUUUUACUGAUAUAUAUAUAUAUAUAUAUCCGGAUACGAGAUUCCCCGAAGUCGAGUAAGACAGAAACAAUAAGCGCUGCAAUGAGCGUCUCAUCGACGCCCCAGUCCGGGCCUCGCUCGCACGUCGUGGCCGAUCUCGUCUCGGAGACGCGGUUCGUCUCUCCGUCCACCCAGCGCCGGCAUGUCCAGCAGACCAGCACCCCGCUGCUCGCCGGCUUCCCCGGCAACGAUGACGAGCUGGAGCGAAGGCAGCGGCGAAGGUCAAGGGUCAUCGACCUGCAUCUCAGCAGCCUGGACACCUCGCUGGCAGAGUCCCCGGCACAGCGGAGUGUGACAGGGACGCCUGCAUCUGUCCCUAAGCUGUCCAACGCACAGAUUUCUGAACAUUAUUCUACCUGCAUCAAACUGUCAACCGAGAAUAAAAUCACCACCCGGAAUGCGUUUGGGCUGCACCUGAUUGAUUACAUGUCCGACAUCCUGAGAGAGAAGGACUCUGAGCUCACCAACUUCAAGGUAGCUGCAGGUACCCUGGACGCCAGUGCGAAGAUCUACGCUGUGCGGGUCGAUGCGGUCCACGCAGAUACAUACAGAGUGCUGGGAGGACUGGGAAAGGACUCCAAACCAGGGCCAGAGGGGGAGCAAGAGGCCCAGGAGGAGGAAGGCGGGGAGUCCGAGGGGGCGAAGAAACCGAAACGAAAGAAACCCUCCAACAAGAAGACAGUGGAGCAGAACCUGAACAACAUCAACAGCUCGGAGUCCGAGAGGAAGUGUGAGGUGGACCCCAUGUUUCAGAAGAUGGCGUCCUCGUUCGAUGAGUCCAGCACUGCCGGAGUGUUCCUGCCGGUUCUGCGCAGUUUCGAUUGCUACAGCGAGCUGCUGUUCCACUCCGACGUCACGCCCCUGCGCUCCGGCCCGUCCAGGGAGCUGCCCCCCGUCUCCCGCGUCUCUGUGGCUCGCCUCCGAGCCUCCCUGCAGCAAGCCCAGGAGAAAGCCUCAAUCUGCCCCUCCCUGGAAGAUUUCUCCUUCACUCAGUGGACCAGCGAGUCUUACAACCAGAACGUGUCGGAGAUGCUGGAGAAGCACAAGCGUGGCGAUCACGUGUUCGACGUCCACGCGGACCCGGAGAGCGAGCCGUGGGACUGCGGGCCCGGGGGGGACGAGGACUUCGACGCCGACGCCUGCGAGGAGGGGAAGGAGGGAGACGUGAGCCGGGACGAGGAGCGCCGCGAGGGCUGCACCGCCAGAGAGCGCCACCGAGACGUUAUCCCCAUCGGGGAGGGGGAUAUCGGGACCAUGUGCCUGCAGCUGUCCUCCAAACCCGGGGAGUACUCCUACUUCAGCCCCAGGACCAUGUCGAUGUGGGCAGGCCCCGGCCACUGGCGCUUCAAACCGCGACACAAGCAGGAUGACGUCCCGGAGAAGGAAAAGAAGAAAAGGAAAGCCAAGAAAGUCUUCGAGCUGAACUUCGACGAAGACGUCAACUUCGAGGUCUACUUCCGGGUCACCAGGGCAGCAACGACCUUCGCCAAGUCUGCCCUGGACAAGCCGAACAAGAAGACGACUCUGCCAGCAGACUUCCACUACGAGCCAGACCGGCUCCUGAGACUGAGCCUGAAGCCAGCCAGCACGCUCUCGAAAUUGUCGAAAAAGCGCCUCUCUGGGGAGCAUGAGGACGGGAUCGGGGAGUACGACUAUAACAACCCCAACGACACGUCAAACUUCUGUCCAGGGGUGCAGAUGGGAGACAGUGAUGAUGAUGAUGACCACAGUGGCUUCAGGGGUCCGGACGGCAUGUUUGAGAUGACUGGUCACCCCAGCGCAGGAGAGAACGGGCUGCCGGGCAGCGCCAGCGGGCAGGACAUCACCUCGUACGGGGAGGACAACCUGGUGGCAGAGCCACAAAAGGUGAAUAAAAUCGAGCUCAAUUACGCAAAGACAGCGAAGAAGAUGGACAUGAGGAGGCUGAAGAGGAGCAUGUGGUGCCUGCUGACAGACCGGGAGGACAAGGCUGUGGAGGAGGACGAGGAGGAGAGAGAGGUGACGGGAGAGAAGACUUUCGGUAAAUCAACCAGGGGACUUCUACACAGGCUGCCCUCUACGAUGGCAAAGAACCUGUCUGUAGCGCUGGCCUUCGCCGCGCUCCUGCACCUAGCCAACGAGAAGAAUCUGGAGUUGCAGAAAGUGGAAGAUUUGUCAGACAUUCUCAUAAAACAAGGCCACUGAAAAAAGACUUAUUACUGUGUUUUUUGAAUUGUAUUUUUUUCAAUUGUUUUUACGGAUGUUAAAUAUUUUAUGACUUUUUUUAACGUCUUUUGUUUCACACACCUUUUAACGUCUUCGUAAAUGUUGUGUUUUUUUUCAAUCGCUGUCUUCUCCGAAAUAUAAUUAAGAAAAAUAACCCAACUAUAAAACCGCGUGAAGUCUCUGUCUUACUGGCUGUUAUAUUUAGCAUUUCUCCUCUCCUCUCUCUCUUUCUCCCUUUUAAAACAACAAAUAAAGGGAGGCGGUCCAUGAUCGUGAAGUUACAGCCCAGAACAGAACCAGAUCUUUAAUGUUCGAAACACAAACUCUCUUCUCUCUCCCGUCUUUUUUUUUAAAAAAUUAAUUGAUUAUUAUUUUAUUCUUGCGUUCUUUACACUAGGGUAAACCCUCGUUCAAUUCUCACAUUCAACAAGAUCAGAUGCGUGUUUCUUGUCUGGUUUGAAAUCUUUAUUUUCCCCUUUUUCGGUUUCUGCUAUAUUUUGUAGCAAAAAGGUCGUUGAGAGAUGAAACGGUAGACGCUUCGUGACAGAGAUAAGGAGAGACCUUUUUAUUAAACUAACUGAACAAUAAUGAAUCGCAAGACCUCAAAGGUCUCUUGGCGUGAAAUCCUGCCCCUACCCCUGCCCCUUACACCUGAAGGAGACCUCCUGAGGUCUCUCAAGCCUGUGAUUUAUAGUUUAGUUAGUGUUAAAGGCAUUGCAUCGGGUCUUUGUAAGGUCGAAUCCUGCAUUCUCUCACUUGCUCUGUAGAGCCGAUUCUUUAUUGUAGGAAUGUUUUUGAAUCAGUCUUCCUUAAUUAGGAGAUCGUCACCCACUCAGUAGAAUUACAGAUAUGCGUGAAAGGGUGACACUUAAAAAUAACCCAGAUCAACGCUUUGCAAAUGAUCAAUAUUGUGGGACUGUCCUCCUUUUAUUUAAGAAAAUUCACUUUCUGUAUUCUUGUUUUAAUGUCUGUGUUUUAACUUGACUGCUUUGUUCUGAGUCGGGUUUGUAUGAAAUGCCCCCCCUUUUUUAAAAGCUUUUAAAGUUUUAUUCUCAUCUGUACAGUUUUCCUAAAAGUAUUUCACCUCUUCAAAGCAUCUUACUCCCUUAAUAAAAAAAUAUUUUGAA